Messenger RNA from Olea europaea var. sylvestris, 682 nucleotides. Its product is annotated as protein PHR1-LIKE 3-like. Bases 94 to 477 code for a protein of 127 amino acids. The record is from RefSeq and is a predicted model, not a curated record. Lineage: Eukaryota; Viridiplantae; Streptophyta; Magnoliopsida; Lamiales; Oleaceae. The transcript has 2 exons. Gene Ontology annotation, molecular function: DNA-binding transcription factor activity.
AUAUUUAUUUUUAUUUAAUUUAAGGUUCUAUUUGUAUAUUUAUAUCAUAUUUUCAUCAGCGGUUACCAGGUUACUGAGGCUUUACGAGUACAGAUGGAAGUUCAGAGAAGACUGCACGAGCAACUGGAGGUGCAGCGUCAUCUUCAGAUCCGAAUAGAAGCACAGGGAAAGUAUCUGCAGUCAAUUCUUGAUAAAGCUUGUAAAGCUCUUAGAGUUGAGGACAUGGGCUCUGCAGGGCUAGAAACUGUUAGGGAAGAAUUCUCUAAACUCGCCAUCAAAGUUGGUAGUGAAUGUGACGGGAUUACCUCGCUGCCUUCCAAUGGCAAGGACAUGGUGUUGAAUGGAAGUCUUGUUACCCUCGCACCACAGGCUGUUGCACUGAAAAAAAGACCACGGACUUUCUUUGGUAGUGGAGACCCAUCGCCUUUUGAAGGCAAUAUGCAGGCAGCCGAGUGGACGACGGCGAAUAUUGGAUGACUUUAGCAGACAUUUCCUUUUUAUUUGUGCGUUCGAUUGAACUAAAUGAUUGAGCAAUGUUGUAAACUGUAGUGUCAGUUGUUUGUAUAUUCUUGAAGUUGAUUUACAUGGGUCAAGAAACUUCAAAGUGAUUUUCAUUAUUCUCUUGUAUUUGUCAUUUAUAAUGUAAUUUAAACCUUCCUUUCGACCCACAUCCCUUCGCACA